CCCGCGGCCACGGCGGCGGCGGCGGGGGCACGAGCUAGCGCCGCGGCGCGCCGAGCCAGAACGGCCCGGGCCGGGGUGGCGGCGGCAGCGGCUUCCCGAGCGCCGCUAGCACCAUGGCCGCGCAGGGCGAGCCCGGCUACCUGGCGGGGCAGUCGGACCCAGGCUCCAACAGCGAGCGCAGCACCGACUCGCCGGUGGCCGGCUCCGAGGACGAUCUGGUGGCCGCGGCGCCCCUGCACAGUCCCGAGUGGAGCGAGGAGCGCUUCCGUGUGGACAGGAAGAAACUCGAGGCCAUGCUCCAAGCUGCAGCUGAAGGAAAAGGCAGAAGUGGGGAAGACUUUUUUCAAAAGAUCAUGGAAGAGACAAACACACAGAUUGCAUGGCCGUCCAAACUGAAGAUCGGAGCCAAAUCCAAGAAAGAUCCCCACAUCAAGGUUUCUGGGAAGAAGGAUGAUGUAAAAGAAGCCAAAGAAAUGAUCAUGUCUGUUUUAGACACAAAAAGCAACCGUGUCACGUUGAAGAUGGAUGUCUCACACACAGAGCACUCCCAUGUCAUCGGCAAGGGCGGCAACAACAUUAAAAAGGUGAUGGAGGAGACGGGCUGUCACAUCCACUUUCCUGAUUCCAACAGGAACAACCAGGCAGAAAAAAGCAACCAGGUGUCAAUAGCAGGACAGCCAGCAGGAGUAGAAUCUGCCCGAUCGAGGAUUCGGGAGCUGCUUCCUUUGGUGCUGAUGUUUGAGUUACCGAUUGCUGGGAUUCUCCAACCAGUCCCGGAUCCUAACGCCCCCUCCAUCCAGCGCAUCUCACAGACGUACAGCAUUUCCGUGUCGUUUAAACAGAGGUCUCGAAUGUAUGGUGCUACUGUCAUAGUACGAGGGUCUCAGAAUAACACUAAUGCUGUGAAGGAAGGAACAGCCAUGCUAUUGGAACACCUUGCGGGAAGCUUGGCAUCUGCCAUCCCCGUGAGCACACAACUGGACAUUGCAGCCCAGCAUCACCUCUUCAUGAUGGGCCGCAAUGGGAGCAACGUCAAACAUAUCAUGCAGAGGACAGGGGCACAGAUCCACUUUCCUGACCCCGGAAAUCCACAGAAGAAAUCCACCGUCUACCUCCAGGGCACCAUCGAGUCUGUCUGCCUGGCAAGGCAGUAUCUCAUGGGGUGUCUUCCUCUUGUGCUGAUGUUUGAUAUGAAGGAAGAAAUUGAAGUGGACCCACAGUUCAUUGCUCAGCUGAUGGAGCAGCUAGAUGUCUUUAUCAGUAUUAAACCAAAGCCCAAACAGCCAAGCAAGUCUGUGAUUGUGAAAAGUGUUGAGCGAAAUGCCUUAAAUAUGUAUGAAGCAAGGAAAUGUCUCCUCGGACUUGAAAGCAGUGGGGUUUCCAUAGCAACCAGUCUAUCCCCAGCAUCGUGCCCUGCUGGCCUGGCAUGUCCCAGCCUGGAUAUCUUAGCUUCGGCAGGCCUUGGACUCACUGGACUAGGUCUUUUGGGGCCCACCACCUUGUCACUCAACACUUCAACCACCCCAAACUCACUCCUGAAUGCUUUGAAUAGUUCAGUCAGUCCUUUGCAAAGUUCAAGUUCUGGUACCCCGAGCCCUACACUGUGGGCACCCUCAAUCGCUAACACUGCAAGUGCUACAGGUUUCUCUGCUAUACCACACCUUAUGAUUCCAUCUACUGCUCAGGCCACAUUAACCAACAUCUUGUUGUCUGGAGUGCCCACCUAUGGGCACACAGCCCCAUCUCCCCCACCUGGCUUGACUCCUGUUGAUGUUCAUGUCAACAGCAUGCAGACAGAAGGCAAGAACAUCUCUGCUUCCUUGAAUGGACAUGUGCAGCCUCCAAACAUGAAAUACAGCACACUGUCCACUUCAUCGCUUGGAGAAAAAGUGCUGAGUGCCAAUCAUAGUGACCCAGCCAUGCAGACAACUGGGCCUGAACAGGCUUCUCCCAAGUCAAACUCUGUGGAAGGCUGCAACGAUGCCUUUGUUGAAGUGGGUAUGCCCCGAAGUCCUUCACAUUCUGGGAACGCUGGUGACUUGAAGCAGAUGCUGGGUCCCACCAAGGUCUCCUGUGCCAAGAGGCAGACGGUUGCACUACUACAAGGCACGAAGAACUCACACCUACACAGCACUGACAGAUUGCUCUCAGACCCUGAACUGAGUGCCACGGAAAGUCCUCUUACUGACAAGAAGGCUCCAGGGAGCGAGCGUGCAGCUGAGAGGGCAGCUGCCCAGCAGAACUCAGAAAGGGCCCGCCUGGCCUCCUCGCAGCCACCAUAUGCCCACAUGCAGGCAUUUGACUAUGAGCAGAAGAAACUAUUAGCCACCAAAGCGAUGUUAAAGAAGCCAGUGGUGACCGAGGUCAGAACACCUACAAAUACCUGGAGUGGCCUGGGGUUCUCCAAGUCCAUGCCUGCCGAAACCAUCAAGGAGCUGAGAAGAGCCAACCACGUGUCCUAUAAGCCCACGAUGACGACUGCGUAUGAGGGCUCCUCGUUGUCCCUCUCAAGGUCCAGCAGUCGUGAGCAUCUGGCAAGUGGAAGCGAAUCAGACAAUUGGAGAGACCGAAACGGAAUAGGACCCAUGGGUCACAGUGAAUUCACAGCGCCAAUUGGCAGCCCCAAGCGCAAACAGAACAAAUCAAGAGAGCAUUAUCUGAGCAGCAGCAACUACAUGGACUGCAUUUCCUCGCUGACAGGGAGCAAUGGCUGCAACCUAAACAGCUGCUUCAGAGGUUCCGACCUUCCUGAACUUUUCAGCAAGCUGGGCCUGGGCAAAUACACAGAUGUCUUCCAGCAGCAAGAGAUCGAUCUUCAGACGUUCCUCACCCUCACGGACCAGGAUCUGAAGGAGCUGGGGAUUACAACCUUUGGUGCCAGAAGGAAAAUGCUGCUGGCAAUUUCAGAGCUAAGUAAAAACCGAAGAAAACUGUUUGAAUCGUCAACCGCAUGUACCUCCUUCCUAGAAGGCGGAGCCAGUGGGAGACUGCCUCGCCAGUAUCACUCAGACAUUUCCAGCGUCAGUGGCCGUUGGUAGCAGUACCUUCUGGAUACAAAAUCACCUGCUAAUCUGAAGAGAUGGACAUGAUCUAUGGACAGUCUUCACUGCACCCGUCCGUCCUUGACACUCUGGGUAUCUGGUAUCGGGACCAAAGCGUUGAAUUCGCACCUGUACUUCAUGGCAAAAGAGGAAGACAAGAUGUGUUGCAUGUUCUCAUGUUGCCAUAAAAGCACCAAAAGGGGAAAUCCUUUUUAAACUGGCAAUUGGACAGAAUUUGCAAUAGAGGUUAGGGCUUUGUUUCUUCCUAUUUACCUAUAUUACAUAUGCACUGAUUUAUUUUUUUUUUUAACCUAAAAUGAAGGAGAAUUUGACAUCUGGGGUGCCAGAAAACUUAGAAGUUACUUUGUUUGCUUGGACUGUCUUGGUGUUUGGGGCUUUGGGAAAAACAUAAUCAAAGUAUAAUUUUCUGCUUUAAAAUAAUGACUGAGGUCUUCCAGCACUUUACAUGGUGUAGUUGCUCAUCCUGUGGAAUCUGCCUCUCACCUUCAUGUUUUUGGUAUUGGUACACAUUUUUCUGUCUUCAUCAAAUGUUUAUUUGAAAUGGUACUGGAUAUUAAUUAGUUCCUGUGCAGAAUUCUCUGUGCUCUUAGGAAAUGUGAGCUCUACUUGGCUCUGGACCAAAUUCUGUUCAUUUGCGUCAGCAUCUUAGGAACCCUUUGGCCAUGACUGCAGUUCAUUGGCCAGGUACAAAAGACAGACCAAAUGGACUUUGCAGUACUAACUCUUUGCAGUUGCCCUGGUUAGCUGCUGUCUGUACUGCUAAGAUGAUCUUAAUGGCUGUCAAAAGGCCAAGGGGCUGGUCUUUUAGUAUACUGCCACUAAAGGACAUUUAUUUAUAUCAAACUUCUAUUUUUAGAUAUUGUAAGCAUACAGUAGAUAACUGAUGAAAUUGAUAUUUUCUAGAGAUUUAUGGUAGAGAUUGAGCUGCACUCAAUAACUGGAGCCCUAGGUUGUCACUUUAUUUAAAAAGACAAGUAACCAUUUGACGAGACAGCCCUGCUGCCAUCAUGAAGAGGCCCCUCCCUACCUGGUAGCUCCACCCCCUGUGGGUCCUGGGACUUUCUUCAGAGUGCCUUUGAGUCCACUUGAAGUCAACUCGGAUCAGUUGGGAACGGAGAAAGGCUUCAGGGUGGCAGCUCAUCCGAGAGCUCAGUUCUGAACUCGGAGAAGGUUUUCUAAGUGGCCAGAUUUAUCAUUGCAACCUUAUACUGUGAAAGUCCAGGUGACCAGACGACAAUAUUUUCUGUCUUUGUAGACAUGAAGGUUUUCAGUACAAUGAAGAAAACCACUCUAGUGCCUUUCUCUCUUCAGAGCAAUAUCCUUACCAAGUGUAUACAGUUUUUUGAAAACUUUCCCCCUAGGGUAUGUUGUCAGGUACCUUUAGUGCUGUGUUUGUGUUUAAUAUGUUAAGGUUUUCUGUGUGACAUAAGCCACUCCCACCUGCUUUUGGUAAAGGAGUUGGAGAAGUGUGCACACACGAGCAUCUAUACAAAUAUAAGGUUAGGAAAUGCUUGCCUAAUGUUGUUCCAAGGCUUAUUCUGAUUACUAAAGAAUUGAAGGAAUCUUUACACAGAGAGAAGUUUUCACUUGGAAAACUUGGGCUGUCUAGAAGCAUGGCGGCGAUCUUGCCACAGCAGUAAUAUCUACCUGACACUAAUCUCAGCCUUAACCACUUAAGGGUACAGAAUUGAAUCACUCUCUGUGGCCAUCCUGUGCCCAUGGGCUCAGAUGUUCAUCUAAGGCUUGUCACAUAUCCAGUUCACCACCUUGGCAGACUACUUAGCUCUCUAAUUUUUGUUAUUUCUUUAAUUAGUAAAGAAACCUAAUCAUUGGAGCUCAAUGUGGAUUCUGCCAUGCAUUGGGUAAGGGAAGAAGAGGGAGCAAACAUUCAGUAUUAAUCUGGUUUAGGCUGUAUACAUAGUGCUUUGAUUUUAUACCAAAGGGAAACUGUCCACUUCAACUUGAUUAAAUAGGGAGGCUAAAAAAUAAUUAAAAACACUGGAAGGUUUUUCUCCCUUUCUCUUGAUGUAGUGAAGAGCAUACAAACUUGCCAGUGUUCUACCGUGCACAAAAUAUUUGGGUUAUUCGACGUAAUGGUAACUUUUAGCCAACCUGGCCUUACUCACAACUGAUAAUCUGUAAAUAUGGAGGAGACACAGAUGGUAUUUUGUGGGGAAUUUUUGUCUUUUUAUCACUUAAAAAAAAGUGAGAUAUGGGAUUAACAUUGAGAGUGGGGACUUGUUUCUAAACCAAUCUUUAUAUGAGAAAUAAAUUUAUAUAAUCCCUUUGUA
Molecule: messenger RNA, 5353 nt
Organism: Phodopus roborovskii (desert hamster)
Lineage: Eukaryota; Metazoa; Chordata; Mammalia; Rodentia; Cricetidae
Gene: Bicc1
Product: BicC family RNA binding protein 1
Exons: 21
Coding region: 114-3038 (974 amino acids)
Cellular component (GO): cytoplasm
Molecular function (GO): protein binding; RNA binding
Source: RefSeq, a predicted model, not a curated record